GAUUUGAACUGGCAAACGACAGGCGCACGACAAGCUCGCAUCAUUUAUAUAGAUAAAGAAUUAAUAAUAUUAUAAAAAAAAAAAACAUUAAGAAAGAAAAAUAACUGCUUGCGUUUUUAUUAGCAUUGUUUAAAGCGGAAUGAAGCUCCUGCUCGGGUUGUUAUUGCUGCAAAGCACAUUUCACAGCUAUGCACAAGAAAUCUUUGGAUAUUGCACAACACCUUCGGAACAAAGCGGAACCUGCAUUUAUCUACAAAGUUGCAACUAUCUUUAUGAGCUCGUUCAAAAGCGCUCGGUUUCGGCCAGCGAUCGUACAUUCCUGGCAAACAGUCAAUGUGGCUAUCGCAACAAUCAGGUUAUCAUUUGCUGUGCCAACAGUCGCCGCUUAAGCGAUGCGCCAGUUUGGGGAAAUCAAGGCCUACCUCAACCACAGCCCCAACCAACGGUUCCCGCGAAACUCUCUGGAUUGCUACCCCAAGUGCCCAAUUGCGGUGAUAACUUUGGCAAUCGCAUUGUGGGCGGUGUGAAUACGGGCAAAAAGGAGUUUCCCUGGCUGGCUCUAAUCGAGUACACAAAACCGGGUAAUGUUAUCGGUCAUCAUUGUGGAGGCUCGCUGAUCAACAAUCGAUAUGUGCUUACUGCAGCGCAUUGUGUAUCUGCCGUGCCCGCGAAUUGGCGUCUCACUGGUGUGCGUUUGGGUGAAUGGGAUACAACCAUGGAUCCCGAUUGCACCAAGGAGCGCAGCGGACGCAGCGACUGCAAUGAUCCUUAUGUGGAUGUGCCCGUUAGUGAAGCAAUACCACAUCCACAGUACCCUGGCAAUGCUCGUGAUCAAAUGAAUGAUAUUGCAUUGUUGCGCCUGCAAAAUCAAGUCGCCUUAACCGACUUCAUCUCCCCAGUUUGUUUGCCCACGCGGCCAGAGCAACGCAAUACCAUUUUCCUUGGUAGAAAAAUGGUUGUCGCUGGCUGGGGAAGAACCGAAACGAAUGCCACAUCCAAUAUUAAACUAAAGGCUGAAAUCGAACCUGUGACCUCAGAGGCCUGCAACAAUCGAUAUUCAUCUCAACGACGCUCCAUUUCCUCCAGCCAAAUUUGCGCUGGUGGCGUGGAAGGUGUCGAUUCAUGUCGCGGUGACUCGGGCGGUCCCUUAGUUAUGGAAGAAAUUACUGAUGGAUAUGGCAACUAUUUUCUUACCGGCGUGGUGUCGUAUGGUCCCACUCCUUGCGGCUUAGCUGGCUGGCCUGGCGUUUACACACUUGUAUCCGCAUACAUUGAAUGGAUUGACAGCACAAUUAGGCCAUAAGCAUACACACAUAUUGUCAUAAAUAUGAAUAAAUGAUUAUUAAACACUGUA
This is a messenger RNA of Drosophila nasuta, 1354 nucleotides long. RefSeq names its product Melanization Protease 1 (gene MP1). The record is from RefSeq and is a predicted model, not a curated record. Gene Ontology annotation, biological process: proteolysis. Gene Ontology annotation, molecular function: serine-type endopeptidase activity. The transcript is spliced from 5 exons. Bases 140 to 1303 code for a protein of 387 amino acids. NCBI's taxonomy places the organism in Eukaryota, Metazoa, Arthropoda, Insecta, Diptera, Drosophilidae.